AUGCCGCCCUCAACAAAUUUCAAGUCGUACGAGGCUCAGGCCCGUCUGCUUGCCGCUCUUGUCGCGUCGCUUGACGACAAGCGCCUCGACUACAAGAAAAUUGCAAAGGCCUAUGGCGGUGGUGCGACCCCAUCGGCCAUCGAGCACCGUUUCCGGCCUGUCAAGGCUCAGGCAGAGUUCAUCCACACUAUCCUCAAUGAAGGCAAGGAUCCCGGCGACUAUGCCGUGAUCGACCUCAAGACCAAGGACGAGAUCCAGCAGUACUUCGGAGCAAGCACCGCUGAUGGAAUCAAUUUCCAAUUCCGUUCCAUCAAGCAGGGGGCUAAUGUUCUGAAAAAUGCCGUUGAGAACGGAAAUGACCCUGUCGCGGCCUUUGCCGGCCAUCUCGGCAAUGGCUCUAGCAGCGUCCCGGCAACCCCCACCCCGAAGCGGGCUAGGCCGGCUAAGACGCCGGCUUCCGGUCGUGCCGGAACUCCGGCUAGCAAACGCCGAAAGGCAACUCCUAUCAAGCCAGACCCUCAGAUUACAGACAGCGACAGCCCGGAUGUCGAUUACGACGAGCUGGACCAGUCCCCAACUAAGAAUUUGGUCAAGGUCAAAGAGACGCCGCGUAGAAACCCUGGAGAGCUUCUCCCUCGAUCCGCCUGGGCUAAGCCCGCUCCCGGCACCGGCACUCCUGCCCGCUCUUCUCUUGCGAUGGCCUCGUCGUCCAAGUCUGUCGCCGUCUCUGGCGCGGCCAACGGUAUGCGCACUCCCUCUUACACGGCGGCCAGCUUCACCGCGGCCCUGACCACCAACGCCCCAGCAGCAGGCGGCACCAUGCUGAAUACAGGCUCGUAUGCAGGUUCGGCUUCGCGCGGCACGGUCCCGGACUUGUCCACUGCCACCUUUGUCGACCUCUCCGGCAGCCCCCCGACCACUGCUACCAGCACCACUGCUACCGCAGCCAACCACGGCAACAAUACCAACUACUACCAUGACGCCACCACCCCGGCCUCGGCCUCUGACGCCCCCACCCCCACUUCUACCACUACCAUCACUGGUGCUGUUGGUGUGUCGUCGGCGGCGACCACCUUGUUUGAUCCCACCCUAAAGAUGGAGUAUCCCGCCGACACUGGCAACUUCGCGGCAGCGAUGUACGGAUUCGCCGACGGCAAUGGUGGCGGGGACAUCGAUUUCAAUGCUGAGUUGGAUGCUUGGGAUGAUGCGGGCGAUUGCUGA
Molecule: messenger RNA, 1221 nt
Organism: Canariomyces notabilis
Lineage: Eukaryota; Fungi; Ascomycota; Sordariomycetes; Sordariales; Chaetomiaceae
Exons: 3
Coding region: 1-1221 (406 amino acids)
Source: RefSeq, a predicted model, not a curated record